CAAGACAGGCGAAAGGUGGGGCUUGGCGACGCUCGCCGUGGUUCUGUUAAAACCUAUUGCCGACCAUUAAAAGAAUCGGGAGUAGGAGUCUUGGACAAUUCUCGAGUAAAGGAGCCAGCGGUAUAAGGCAACUGGGGGCAGAAGUGAGGGGAGGGGGCGCGCAGCCACUACAGACAGCGACGGGCCAGUUAGCUUGAUGUUAGCCCUGCAUGGAUCCUACGCCGCCUGGCUCCGGGGCUAGCGGCUGCGCUGGCUAAAUCGGAGCGUAUCUGGCCGUGUGAAAAAAAGCCUCUGGUUUCCCCCCAGGCACGUUUGAUCGCGUCUUUUUGAAAACGUUGCAUGUCGCUCCCGUCAUGAGUCCGGCCGGCUGCGCCCACGUGAGCGGCUUUAAGGUGGAGAACUGGAAGCAGAACCUGCGGGUCAUAUACCAGUGCUUUGUGUGGAGCGGGACUGCCGAAACCAGGAAACGCAAGGCCAAAUCAUGCAUCUGCCACAUGUGUGGCGCACACUUGAACCGGUUGCACUCCUGCCUGUACUGCGUGUUCUUUGGCUGCUUCACGAAGAAGCACAUCCACGAGCACGCCAAGAGCAAGAGGCACAAUCUGGCUAUAGACCUGCUGUAUGGGGGCAUCUAUUGUUUCAUGUGCCAAGACUACAUAUAUGACAAAGACAUGGAGCAGAUCGCCAAAGAGGAGCAGAGGAAGGCCUGGAAGCUGCAAGGCAUAGGCGAGCGAUACACCACGUGGGAACCAACGAAGCGCGAGCUGGAGCUGCUACGUCACAAUCCCAAACGGAGGAGAAUAACUACAAACUGCACAAUCGGGCUGCGGGGCCUGAUAAACCUAGGCAACACGUGCUUCAUGAACUGCAUCGUACAGGCGCUCACGCACACGCCGCUGCUGCGAGACUUCUUCCUGUCCGACCGGCACAAGUGCGAGAUGAAGCCCAACUCCUGCCUGGUGUGUGAGAUGUCCCAGCUCUUCCAGGAGUUCUACUCGGGCCACCGCUCGCCCCACAUUCCCUUCCGCCUGCUGCACCUGGUGUGGACACACGCACGCCACCUGGCUGGCUACGAGCAACAGGACGCCCACGAGUUCCUCAUCGCCGCGCUUGAUGUGCUGCACCGGCAUUGUAAAGGCGACGACAACGGGAAGAAGGCCAACAACCCGAACCACUGCAACUGCAUCAUCGACCAAAUCUUCACGGGCGGCCUGCAGUCUGAUGUCACCUGCCAAGUCUGCCAUGGUGUUUCCACAACGAUAGACCCCUUCUGGGACAUCAGUUUGGACCUGCCUGGUUCUUCCACACCUUUCUGGCCCCUGAGCCCUGGCAGCGACAGUGGUGUGGUCAACGGGGAGAACCAGGUCUCAGGGGCGACCACCCUUACAGACUGUCUGCGGAGGUUCACUCGACCUGAGCACCUAGGGAGCAGUGCCAAAAUCAAGUGCAGCGGUUGCCAUAGUUACCAGGAGUCCACCAAACAGCUGACGAUGAAGAAGUUGCCCAUUGUGGCGUGUUUCCACCUCAAACGGUUCGAGCACUCUGCCAAGCUGCGGAGGAAGAUCACCACCUACGUGUCCUUCCCGCUGGAGCUGGACAUGACGCCCUUCAUGGCGUCCAGUAAGGAGAGUAGGAUGAACGGACAGUAUCAACAGCCAGUGGACACGUUAAAUAAUGACAACAAGUAUUCCCUAUUUGCGGUGGUAAAUCACCAGGGCACCCUGGAGAGUGGCCACUACACCACCUUCAUCCGGCAGCACAAGGACCAGUGGUUCAAAUGUGACGAUGCCAUCAUCACCAAGGCCAGCAUGAAGGACGUGCUGGACAGCGAAGGGUAUCUGCUGUUUUACCAUAAACAGUUCCUGGAGUACGAGUAGCCCGUCAGACGGACGGGGGGGGCCUUCUGGUGACGAUCGACACAUGAGCUACAGCUACGCUGGGGAGGAAAAAAAAAACAUGAACUUUAAAAAAAAAAAAAAAAGACGACACACAAGCCUACCUGAAACUCUUAGGGAUGAGUAUAGAGGGGGGGAGUGGGGCAGGAGGGAAGGGGAAAAAAAUCAUGCAUAAUUUUAAGACAAAAAAAUAUAUCAGCACUGAGCAACUAUCUACUUGAGAUGAUCAGAAAAGGUGGAUUAGUGUGUUAAUGGGGGCACAGGAUGGGGGGUGCGGCCUUGAGGGGAGGGGCUGCCCCAUUUCCUGGGAGCAGCAAGGGCCGAAGGGGGGACUGAUAGGGAAAGCAACCCCCCUCCCCAAAAAAAGAAGAGGGGCACCCGUCGCUUUCGUCCGAUUGGCUGCGGAUCGAGCCAGGAAAGGGCCACAGGAAGGGCAAAGGGGGUGUCUCAUCCUCCAUUUCCAUAGUGACCCAUAUUUAACCGCCCCCCCCCCCCUCCCCUGUAAUCACCACGGUUCCCUAUGUAGCUCCAGAACAUCACACAUUUACUGGGUCACGGUGGAAGGACGUCAUUUCGUCGUUUUAUUCUCACGCGCGUUCGACUGCACGGCGCAGACACGAUGGGAAGAGUAUUACGGACUUUUCAAGAACUUUAUUAUGAACAUUAAAUGUCAUUAUUUGUGAAUUUAGUAUCAAACAAAUGUAUGUAUCUAGUACAUCUAUUUUUUAAGGAGAAUCCUUGGUCUGGGGCUUGCGGGGGCAGGGGCGGGGGACGAGCCCCCAGUGGGCUGCUCCGUGAAUCUGUCAUGUCCAGUAGACAGACUGGGGUAGACUCGAACCCCCAACUCUGUCCCUGUCGUCUCGUCUUCUGUUGUUCUCAUUUCUUCGGUUGAGGGCAGGGGAUAUCUAUAUUUUUUUAGGACUCAUUGAGAAAAUAAUUCCUGUUUACAGUUUCCCACGGCCCCCGCACUGCCCCCACCCCCAUGACUGGCUCUCUCCACAUGGGUACGCUUUCUUUUCCUUUUUGGUUGUGUUGCGAUGCUGUCCUUGCUGAGGAUGCGGUGGGAAGGAUGUCGUUGUUGUUUUUUUUUUUUAUUUUGUGGAGCCUAUGUCAUCCUGAAAUGAACUCGCUCGUCUGUGAGAAACACCAA
This is a messenger RNA of Paramormyrops kingsleyae, 3045 nucleotides long. It is a transcript of the gene usp22, whose product is annotated as ubiquitin specific peptidase 22. The record is from RefSeq and is a predicted model, not a curated record. Gene Ontology annotation, molecular function: cysteine-type deubiquitinase activity; zinc ion binding. Lineage: Eukaryota; Metazoa; Chordata; Actinopteri; Osteoglossiformes; Mormyridae. Gene Ontology annotation, biological process: protein deubiquitination.